AUGUCCAACGAGAUCGUGGGGUGCCGGCUGAUGUGGGAGCCCGACAGCAAGAGGAACACGCAGAUGGACCGCUUCCGGGCGGCCGUGGGCGCCUCCUGCGGCCUGGCGCUGGGGAGUUACCACGACCUGUACCAGUGGUCCGUGGAGUCCUACGCGGACUUCUGGGCCGAGUUCUGGAAGUUCAGCGGCAUCGUGUCCUCGCGGAUGUACGACCAGGUGGUGGACCCCUCCAAGGGGGUGGCGGACGUCCCCGAGUGGUUCGCCGGCAGCCGGCUCAACUACGCCGAGAACCUGCUGCGGCACCAGCACAACGACAAGGUGGCCCUCUACCUGGCCAGGGAGGGCCGCGAGGAGGUCGGGAAGGUGACCUUCCAGGAGCUGCGGCAGCAGGUGGCGCUGCUGGCGGCCGCCAUGCGGAGGAUGGGCGUGCGGAGAGGGGACCGCGUGGUGGGCUACCUCCCCAAUGGGGAGCACGCGGUGGAGGCCAUGCUGGCCGCUGCGAGCAUCGGCGCCAUCUGGAGCUCCACAUCCCCCGACUUCGGGGUGAACGGUGUCCUGGACCGGUUCUCCCAGAUCCAGCCCAAGCUCCUCUUCUCCGUGGAGGCCGUGGUGUACAACGGCCGGACGCACGGCCACCUGGACAAGCUGCAGCGCGUGGUGAAGGGGCUGCCGGACCUGCAGAAGGUGGUGGUGAUCCCUUACGUGGCGCCCCGCGGGGAGGUGGACCUCUCCCAGAUCCCCCACAGCGAGUUCCUGGAGGACUUCCUGGCGGCCGGGCGGGGGGACCAGGCGCCGCAGCUGGAGUUCGAGCAGCUGCCCUUCAGCCACCCGCUGUUCAUCAUGUUCUCCUCCGGCACCACCGGCGCGCCCAAGUGCAAUGGUGCACUCGGCCGGGGGCACCCUCAUCCAGCACCUGAAGGAGCACAUGCUGCAACGGCGACAUGGACAGCAGCGACAUCCUCCUCUACUACACCACGGUGGGCUGGAUGA
Molecule: messenger RNA, 990 nt
Organism: Pipistrellus nathusii (Nathusius's pipistrelle)
Lineage: Eukaryota; Metazoa; Chordata; Mammalia; Chiroptera; Vespertilionidae
Source: the annotation of a GenBank genome assembly